Molecule: messenger RNA, 1106 nt
Organism: Panicum hallii
Lineage: Eukaryota; Viridiplantae; Streptophyta; Magnoliopsida; Poales; Poaceae
Product: vacuolar protein sorting-associated protein 20 homolog 2-like
Exons: 6
Coding region: 175-858 (227 amino acids)
Biological process (GO): vesicle budding from membrane; late endosome to vacuole transport via multivesicular body sorting pathway
Cellular component (GO): ESCRT III complex; multivesicular body
Source: RefSeq, a predicted model, not a curated record
CCCACCCAAGCACGACCCGACCCGCAUCCUCUGCCCCGCCGGCACCGCGCGGCUCAACUGCUGUGAUGCCGUGACCGUCUCGUCCCCGCCGAGUCCACCUUUUCCCUCCUCCGCAUCUCCCACUCCACCGCCGUCACGCCACCUCGCCGCCGGCGCAACCCCCCGGCCGCGGAGAUGGGGAACAUCUUCGUGAAGAAGCCCAAGAUCACGGACGUCGACAGGGCCAUCCUCACCCUCAAGACGCAGCGCCGCAAGCUCGCCCAGUUCCAGCAGCAGCUUGAGAAGGUAAUCGAAGCAGAAAAGGAAGCUGCACGGCAGUUGGUUCAACAGAAGAAGAGGGACAGAGCUUUGAUUGCUCUGAAGAAGAAGAAAGCUCAGGAAGAGCUGCUGAAACAAGUUGACACAUGGCAAAUGAAUGUUGAACAACAGCUGGCAGACAUUGAACUAGCAAGUAAACAAAAGGCUGUAUUUGAAAGCCUGAAGGCUGGAAAUGCUGCCCUUAAGUCUAUACAGAAUGAGAUAAACAUUGAUGAUGUCCAAAAGCUGAUGGAUGAUACAGCCGAGGCUAAGGCUUAUCAAGAUGAAAUAAAUGCUGUUCUAGGCGAGCAGCUAUCGGCUGAGGAUGAAGAAGCUGUUAUGGCUGAGUUUGAAAUUUUGGAAGCUCAGCUUGCUGGCGAGUAUUCGCCAGACGCUCUUGUUAUACGGCCUGAAGAGAAAAUGAAAGCACCGGCUGACACUGAAGCUGCAUCUGAGGACAUUGAUGAGGUUAUUGAGCUUCCUGAUGUGCCUACGAAAGCUCCGGAGAGACCAGAAGCUCCAGAAAAGACGAAAGUUUUGGAAGAGCCGCUACCUGCAUAGUGGAUGGAGCUGAGAUGAAUAGGGCACUCUCGGUUUGCAGUUGUAACAUACCCACCAUUUCAUUGUACCACCCCAUUUUCAGCCAUCUCUGAAUUUUAUUCUGUACAGCAUGAAGAAAUUUGUUGUUCUCGACUAUUGAUUACUGCCAGAUUGGACUUCCCAGUGUCCAUCUAUAGUCCAAUCCCUACCGGGUAACACAUAAUGUUUUGGAUGCAUUUCUCUGAAGGCAGAAAUGCUGAAGUUCUCAA